This is a messenger RNA of Bactrocera oleae (olive fruit fly), 1284 nucleotides long. It is a transcript of the gene Polr1D, whose product is annotated as RNA polymerases I and III subunit AC2 l(2)37Cg. Gene Ontology annotation, biological process: DNA-templated transcription. NCBI's taxonomy places the organism in Eukaryota, Metazoa, Arthropoda, Insecta, Diptera, Tephritidae. Gene Ontology annotation, molecular function: protein dimerization activity; DNA binding. Gene Ontology annotation, cellular component: RNA polymerase I complex; RNA polymerase III complex. The record is from RefSeq and is a predicted model, not a curated record.
GAAACUAUAACCAAUCAUUUCAGUAAUAGUUGACAGUUAUGUGAACGUAUGGCUACCGUCGUUAAAAGUAUCGAUAAAAAAUUUUCAUCGAAAUAUCAACAAUUCUAUUAUUUUUAUUGUAUCCUCCUCGUGUUAGUUCAACAAUUCAAUUAAGAAACCAAAAUAAAAAAUGGGUGCUUUAGCAGAAGUUGCUGGUGAUGAAAAUAGCGGCGAAGGCUCACGCACAUUUGUGUUCCAAAACGAGGGGCAUACUUUGGGCAAUGCUCUGAAAACAAUCAUUAGCAGAUAUCCAGAUGUUGAUUUUUGCGGUUACACUAUUCCUCAUCCAACCGAAAGCAAAAUGCAUUUUCGCAUACAAUCAAAUCAAAAUAGAGCUAUUGACAUUUUAAAACGAGGCUUAGAUGAUUUAGAAUCCCUUUGUGAUCAUACCAUCAGCACGUUCGAGUCGGAAGUUAAAACGUAUAUUGAAACAAAUAAUAAGUCUGUGCCAACUCGAUAAUCGAUUAUAUUAACGGGAACAGUGGAAUUGUUUACAACAGGUCUUCACGUACACAAUUUAUCUAAUUGAAUCCCUAAAUGUACUGUAUUUUCCAUAGCUUUUGUACAACAUUUUUAGUUCUCAAUUAGUAAUACAUCUACGAAUUAGCUCACGGGUUUGGUUCACUUAGUAUUAUUAUCGGUAGAGGACAGUAAUUGUUUCUUUUUUUGUAAUAUUUUUCAGAUAUAUUUUUUAGAUAAAAAUUUAAAUUUCGGUGAAGCAUUUUGUUUCAAGUGCGAUUAUAUUACCAUUAGCAAGGGAAAGUAUUUCUCGAUUCCCACAACAGCCGGUUCUAUGUUAUCGGAAUAGAACCGGAUUUUAUCCAAGCAAAGGCCGCAAUUUCGGCGAUCUAACAACGUUUGGAUCGAUAUAAAAAAUUAAGUAUUUUAAUAUUUUUACGAAUAUAUUUUAAAAUUAAACUAACUAUAAAGUUUUUAAUAUCGCAUAAGCAAUUUACCAAUUCGCUGACAGCUUAAGGAUAACAAAGAGAUUUGACACUUGCCUAUUACACCACACUAAACUCUAUGAGAUCUAAUUGGUAUCUAACUUUUAUAUAAUUUUAUUAAAACCUUGAAAAUAAGUAAUGUAAUACCUGAGUUAUAUUUAAAUAAACAUUUUGAAUUACUUGAAUGAGAUAAUGGUAAGGAAUAGUAAUACAAGCAAUAAUUUAUAUAUGCUGUUAUUUCCCAGAAAGUUUUAUUACUCCAUUUUUCAGUAUGGUUUUAAUUAAAAGAAAUGAUUUGCAA